GCCUGCCUUCUCCCCAUAAAAAUCCUGGGAAUUAUUCCAAGAAAAAUGCCUCCCCCCCUAAAUUGAAACUGACCAAAUCCAAAAAAGCCGAAGUCAUUGUGUAGGAGAUGGAGUCCGAAGAGGAUGUAGUGGAAGAGGUCAACACUCAGAGGCGCUCUCACAGGCUUGCGUCGAAACAAAGACCUCGGAAAAAGAAAAAAAUUAUGGACAAUUCGUACUUUGAGGAGGAUGACGACAAGAACUUUGAAGAAAUUUUGAAAGAGUGCCAAAAGGUCCUUACCAGAAAGGAGGACACUAAAGGGGAUGAGAGCUCCGACACUAGUAGCUCUACCCAUGUGUCAGAUUCGGUAAAAAAUGGCCCAAUUGAAUUAACUCAGAAUAUGAUGUCGGAUGUAGAGGAGGAUGUCAUCAAAAAGCAAAAAGGGACCUGUCAAAUUGUCAAGGAAGGAACCUGUUCUAAAUGUCUGGAGCUGGAAGCGGAGUUUGCUAGAGUCAAGGAGAAAGUGGAAGAUAUUGAAAGGAAAAUGGGCUCGUUCUCAAGAUUCGGGCUUAGAGUUAUGAAUAGCUCUACCACUGCUCUUUAUUUACUUCAACAGAACAUGACAGGUGUAUCGGAGGAUGGAGGAUGAUAAAGAAAAGAACAGGGAACUCUACAAAUGCCUGACCGAGGACUGGGUGAAUGUCUUCCAGCAGGCGAGUUUUAGAAUCAACAAGAAUUGAUAGGGUUUGGGUUUUGCUUAUUUGAUGUUUUUUGGUUGCCUUUGGGCUGGGUCGUUAUUUUAUGAUAAACUCUUAUCAAGUGUUAGUUUUUU
Molecule: messenger RNA, 812 nt
Organism: Cryptomeria japonica (Japanese cedar)
Lineage: Eukaryota; Viridiplantae; Streptophyta; Pinopsida; Cupressales; Cupressaceae
Exons: 1
Coding region: 108-629 (173 amino acids)
Source: RefSeq, a predicted model, not a curated record